This is a messenger RNA of Auxenochlorella protothecoides, 2292 nucleotides long. RefSeq names its product WD repeat-containing protein 3-like protein. The coding region runs from base 1 to 2292 and encodes 763 amino acids. Gene Ontology annotation, cellular component: small-subunit processome; Pwp2p-containing subcomplex of 90S preribosome. Gene Ontology annotation, biological process: maturation of SSU-rRNA. The transcript is spliced from 8 exons. Gene Ontology annotation, molecular function: protein binding; snoRNA binding. NCBI's taxonomy places the organism in Eukaryota, Viridiplantae, Chlorophyta, Trebouxiophyceae, Chlorellales, Chlorellaceae. The record is from RefSeq and is a predicted model, not a curated record.
AUGGUGAAAGCCUAUCUCCGGUACGAGCUGGCCAGCAGCUGGGGGGUGCUGGCCAGCAACUCGGACAUUUGCUACACCCACGAUGGAGCCCACCUCGUCACCGCUGCACUGGAAAAUGUGAACAUCUGGAAUGUGAAGCGAGCGCUAGUGGUCGAGACGCUCAAGGCGCCUGCCACCCAGUCUGGCAAGCCGGUCGGGGAGAUCACCCGACUGGCUGCCUCCCCCGUCUCCGACCAGAUCGCAGCGGGACACUCGGACGGCACGGUCCGCGUCUGGUCGCUGAGCAGCGGCGAGCUGGAGGCCACCUUCUCCGGGCACCGCUCCGGCAUCAGCGCGCUGCGCUUCAGCGCCGACGGCGCGCUGCUGGCCUCCGGCGCCCGCGACACCGAUGUCGUGGUGUGGGACGUGGGCGCUGAGUCGGGGCUCUUCCGCCUGCGCGGGCACAGUGGGGAGAUCACCGCUCUCGCCUUCCUCCCCGCCGCCGGUGCCCUGGUGUCGUCCUCUAAGGACGGGCUGGUGAAGGCCUGGGACCUGGGCACCCAGCACUGCUUCCAGACGCUGACGGGGCACCCGGGCGAGGUCUGGUCGCUGGCCGUGAGCGAGGACCAGAGGCGGCUGGUCACCGGGUCGACGGACGACCUGCUCCGCUGGUACGUGGUGUGGGAGUGCGCGGGGCGGGCGGGUGAGGAUGCGGCGCCGCCCGCCCGACUGGCGCUGCUGGACGCCGGCGGUCACCGCGCCGACGUCCGGGCGCUGGCGCUGGCAGGGGACGACUCGGUGGCCGUGUCGGCCUCCACCGCCGGGGUCAAAGUCUGGAACCCACGCACAGGGUCCUGCCUGCGCACCGUGGAGGCGGGGUACUGCACCGCGCUGCUCUUCGUCCCCGGCAACCGCCACGUCGUGCUGGGUACCAAGGAGGGGCAGCUGGCGGUCGUGGACAUCGCCGCGGGGGAGGUGCAGCUGGAGCUGGAGGCGCACACCUCCACCGUGUGGUCGCUCACUGCGCUGCCGGAUGGCAACGGUUUCAUCAGCGGCAGCGGGGACAAGGAGGUCAAGGAAUGGGUGUGGACGCUAGAGCCGCAGGAGGAUGGCCCUCCCAGGCUGGGUUUCAAACACACACGCACGCUGCAAAUGACGGACGAUGUGAUGUGCGUGCGAGUAAGCCCCAACGGGAAGCUGCUGGCGGUCGCACUGCUGGAUGCCACCGUCCGCAUCUUCUUCCUAGACUCCUUCAAGUUCUUCCUCUCCCUGUACGGGCACAAGCUGCCCGUGCUCUGCAUGGACAUCUCCUCAGACUCCACGCUGCUCAUCACCGGCAGCGCGGACAAGAACCUUAAAAUCUGGGGCCUGGACUUUGGCGACUGCCACCGCUCCCUCUUCGCCCAUGCCGACUCGGUCAUGCAGGCCGCCUUCGUCCCGGGCACGCACUACGUCUUCACGGCAGGAAAGGACGGCGUGGUCAAGUACUGGGACGCCGACAAGUUUGAGCACCUGCUGACCCUGGCGGGGCACCACGGGGCGGUGUGGGCCAUGGCGGUGUCCAGUCUCGGCGACUGGCUGCUCACAGGGUCUGCGGACCGCUCGCUGCGGCGCUGGUGCCGCACCGACGAGCCCUUCUUCGUGGAGGAGGAGCAGGAGCGGCGGCUGGAGUCUCUGUUCGAGGCCGACCUGGAGGGCGGCGACGACCGGCGCCCCGUCGGCGCGCCCGCCCCCGGGGACGAGGGGUCCGCCGCCCCCGCGGCGCGGCGCACCCUGGAGAGCGUGUCGGCCGCCGACGCGAUCGUGGAGGCUCUUGACGCCGCGGCUGCGGAGGAGGCCGCGCUGGAGGAGUGGCGCGCCGCCGCACGCUCCAACCCCUCCCUCCCCCGCCCCGCGCCCUCCCCACUGCUCCUCGGCCUGGCACCCGACGAGUACGUGCUGGCGGCCGUGCGCCGAGUGCGCGGCCCAGACCUGGAAAGCGCGGCGCUGCUCCUGCCCUUCGGCGAUGCGCUGCGCCUGCUGGGCUACGUGGCCGGUUGGCUGCGCGGGCCGGCGCGCGGCGGCGCCGCCGCGGAGCUCAUGGCCCGCCUCGUGGCCCUGCUCCUCCGCGUGCACCUGGGCCAGCUCAGUGUGACCCCGGCGGCCAGGGGCACGCUGACCGCGCUGCGCGACCUGCUGCACGCGCGCCUGGGCGGCGCGAAACGCGCGCUGGGCUUCAACCUCGCCGCGCUGGGCACGCUGGGCCGCCUGGUCGCCGAGCAGGGGCUGGGGGCCGCGGGGGUCAAGCGCAGCGCGGCCGUGGCGGGACUCUGA